ACCGAGAGCGGAGCGCUCGUCGCGCUGCGAUGCGGGAGUCGAGCGCAGUUAAAAUUGGCAUGGCUGACCACUUGGUAGAUGUGUAGAGAGUGCUGUCGUCGGUGUCGGUUUCGGUAUCGGUCCGCGUUUUACCUGCAAUUUACGCCCGCGAUCGCGCCUGCCGUCCGUCCGAAACAAGUGCGCGUCGCGGCGCAAACCACCACACGCGCGUAAAUCAUCGCCAGCCAUCUCAUCCGCCGCGUGUUAAGCUUAAGCUGCGCAAUCGAUGUGAGGAAACGACGAGCAAGAGGUCGAGACAGAGAAUUCUUGCCGUCGUCCGCGGGUGCGAGUGCGAGGACGCGGAUGUGGGAUUCGGGACUCAUACGUUCAAGGAAUAUUCGUCGCCAUACGGGCACCGGAUGCUCCCGAGACAAAUGAUCAGUGGCAAUCGAAUAUUCGUCGUUUAUUUCCACACAUCAUCAAAACCCGAUCAAAAUGUGAUUGUCACAUGAUGUGAUCAACGCCACUCUUCAAUCACUUUUAUCAUCAACACCCGCAAACUAUGUGAAGAGUGUAAUUUUAGUGUAAACACAAAAGAUUUAAAUAAAUUCACGCAGAAUUUUUGAGGUGAAAAGACAUCAAAAUGUCUUUUUGAAUAAUAUAAAGAAAGUCCUCCAUUUGGGAGGCAACGAUGCCAAGAAGAAGAAAGUCUACUCCAAUGUACGGCAGGAUCUGGAUCCUGAAGAGUUUUGGGACAUGAUUGGCGUGUUGGGUGAUGGAGCAUAUGGCCAAGUGUACAAGGCGCAGCAUAAACAGACCGGUCAACUGGCGGCCGCGAAAAUGUGCCGUUUGGAUGGUGAAGAUGACAUGGCCGAUUUCAUGAUCGAGAUUGAUAUCCUCUCGGAGUGCAAGCAUCACAAUAUCGUCGAGAUGCACGAAGCCUUCCAGCUGGGUAAUCAACUUUGGAUGUUGAUUGAGUAUUGUGAUGGUGGUGCGCUGGAUAGUAUCAUGACCGAGCUGGAGAAGCCGCUCAACGAGGCGCAGAUUCAGUAUGUGUGCCAGCAGAUGACCACCGGGUUGUUGUUUCUGCACAAGGCGCAUAUUAUCCAUCGGGACCUCAAGGCGGGCAACGUGCUGCUGACGAUGGCGGGCGGCGUUAAACUCGCUGAUUUUGGUGUUUCUGCGAAGAAUAAAAGUACUAUGCAGAAGCAUGACACGUUUAUUGGGACACCGUACUGGAUGGCGCCUGAAGUUGUGCUGUGUGAAACCUUCCGCGAUAAUCCCUACGACUUUAAGGUGGAUAUCUGGUCGAUGGGUAUUACGCUAAUUGAAUUCGCACAGAUGGAGCCGCCGAAUCAUGAAAUGUCACCGCUGCGCGUCCUGCUGAAGAUCCAGAAGUCCGACCCGCCGAAACUGGAACAACCGUCGAAGUACUCCAAGGAUUUCAAUGAUUUCCUCGCCCGCUCACUGAUAAAGGAUCCAUCAAAGCGACCAACGUGUGAAGAACUGCUUAAACAUCCGUUUAUCAAUUGCACCCUUGACGCCAAACCUAUUAGGGAUCUACUGCUAGAGUACAAGGCUGAGGUCGUUGAAGAAGAGAUCACAGACGAUGAUGGAGAGGACAACCGAAUCUCUCACAUCGAAGAUGACGCGCAUUCCGUGCGAAGUAAUGAAAUUAAUGAUUUGAAAGCCAAUGAUGAUGUUGCCAAGCAAAUACUUGACGUGGUUAAGGAAGAGGAAAAGAAGCAAGCGGAACAGGCUGAGAAGCGUAAACAACCCGCUGUUGUACCCACACCGGCGACUAACAACAAUGUCGAAGUGGAAGAACCGAAAAAACCUACCACGCCUGAAGUAAUUGUUCCCGCUGUUGUGCCUGUCAAAAAGGAAGAAGUUCAUCGAAAGACCUCCAGGGACAAAGGUCCCGCACCUCCACCUCCGGUUCAUCAAAUACCUUUACCGCAAGAAAAGGAUAAAGAAACCGAGAAGGAGAGAACGAAGGAAAAAGCACCGCCGCCGCCUGUAGUGUUACCAGUAGCGGAAGUUCUGCCAACGCCGCCCUCUUCACCUAAAUUUGAUACACCACCAGCUACACCGCCCGCCGUGCCAGCACCUGUCCUCCCUGAACCACCACCACCUCCACCUAUGGAAGUUGAAGUCGUGGAGGUUGUGAAACAGCCUGGACCACCUACAGCCACCAAACCGAAGUCUUCCAAGAGCCCCACGGCCAGUCCCACAUCUCCUGUAUCCAAGGAGAUGCCAGAAGUAAAGAAGGAAAAGGUAAUCACUGCUAGCAGUGACAUCAUGGAGGCCGCAUUUAGUAAGAUACUCAACGAACAAAAGGACGUCGUUGAUGAGGUAGUCAUUGAAAACAAAGACAUUGGUGAUAUUGUCCUCGUAUCUGAUAACAAAAUGACCUCGACGAUUAUCAUCAACGACAUGCCCGACUUGUCUAAUAGUUUAUCGUCGAAUAUUAGUCAGGUGACAGUGGUAACUACGCACCCGCCAGUCUUGGUCGACAAUCGACCUGGGUCGAGACAAGCGUCACCUCAGAAUAACGCGCCCGCCAAUGAAGUGGUGAUUGUGUCGAACCAGACGAACAAAACGCAUCUUGAGUCGUCAGACGACGACUGCUAUCCGUCCUUGGACUCGUUGGAAUACCCACCACCUUCUGAAUUCCGGGAUAAGCCACUGAAGAAGCUAGACGAAAGCGAGGUACUGAUUGUUGAUUCAAAUUAUGUAAUCAACGACUCGGGAUUGGAUGUCUCCGCGGAUAACUCGCGAUUAUUAGACACAAGUCACGUGUCUGUUGUGAAAAUCGACGAGGAGAAGGUUCAGGUGAAAGAUUCCGCCUCGUUUAGGUAUGAUAAUCACAGCCAUAUUCAAACGUCAACCAGCGACCUGUCUUCAUCUUCCAAGGGUGGCAGUACAAGGAGCGAUUAUGGGGAUGAGAAGAAACUGAACGGGCAGGUGGUGAACAAUGGUAAAUUUGACUUUGAUCCGCAUGAUUCACGAUCGAGUGAUGCUGGAUCGGUUAGGAGUAGUGAUUCUAACCGCCGGCCACGUUCGGGUGCGAGUAACAGCAAGUCCGAUGCGGAGAGUAUCUCACUUGCAAGCCAUGAUAGCAACAAUAGCUCAAAGGAGAACAAAGACGCCAACCGGCAAGAUGUUGUACAAGUGCAACUGCGGCCGAAAGCACCUCAUAUUAAGACCAAGGAGGAAAUUGCGCUGAAUAUCCUCAAUCGUAAGACACGAAAACGCACCAGAAAGUUUAUCAUUGACGGUGUUACGAUUACAACUACCACUAGUAAAGUAAUCUACGGUGACGAUGAUAAUACGAUUCUGGAUCCGCUUGCAGAUCGAAAACAAGAACUGCGCGAGUUGAAGUUGUUGCAGAAGCAGGAACAGAAACAGUUCCAAGAGUUGGCAAUGAAGGAAAAGGUUGCGAUUGAUUCGCAGGAGAAACGCUUCGAAACUGAGCGGUUAGGCUUGGAGAGGACGUACGAAAGUGAUCUGGACAUGCUGAGUAGGCAACAGAAGCUACUCAUUGAACGGGCGGAGGCUCAGCAGGAUAAUGACCUGCGUGCUGCUUCGAAGAAAAUCCGACUUGAGCAAGAACGCGAGUUGAAAAGUUUUCGAGAGGAGCUGAAACAGGAGAGUAGACUUUUGAAGGCGGAGAUUGAACGACUACCCAAGGAUCAGAGGAAGAGCGAAUAUAAAUCGCGUAAGGAUAGAUUAGAUGCGGUACAUGCUGAGAAGGAACGCGCGUUCUUGGAGAAACUGAACGAGAAUCAUGAAAGUUCAUUGCGGCGUUUGUCGGAUUCACAUCGGGAGAAAAUUGCGCUGAUGGAAAGACAGUUCCUUCAGCAGAAACAACAGUUGACCAGAACGCGUGAGGCUACCCUAUGGGAGAUAGAAGAGAAGCAGAUCCACGAGAAGCAUCAAUUGGUUAAGCGGCAGUUGAAGGAUAUUUUCAUUCUGCAAAGGCAUCAAAUGCUUGAUAGACACGAUAAGGAAAUGGAGCAAGUUAAACGACGCGCUACAAAGAAAGAAGAGGAACUUAUAAAGAAGCAGAAUACCGAAAAGAGGUCAUUGCCGAAACGCAUCCGAUCGGAGAUGAAGGUGCGAGAGAUGAUGUUCAGGGAGUCGAUGAGGAUUUCAAUAUCGGGUGCCUCCGAUCCUGAAGUGGAGAAAAACAAAAUCAAAGAGUUUCAAGAGAAUGAAAAGAAACGUUACCAGGCCGAGAGCAGUCGUGCGGAACUGAAACACAAACGACAAUUGGAGGAGCUGAGGGCGAUGAGCGACACAACAAUCAGGGAACUAGAGCAGCUUCAGAACGAAAAGCGCAAGUUACUCAUGGAGCACGAGACGCGUAAGCUGAAGGAACGCGAGGAACACUUCAAUCGCGAGCUGAAGGAAUGGAAAGCGCAGUUGAAGCCUCGCAAACAGAUCCUACUUCAGUUCAUUACUAAUUGGAACUCAAUGAUCCAGAAACUGGAGGAGACGUUCAACGCUCAGCUGGACGAGCAGGAAAAGCUUUACGGACCGAUUAGCGCGUUGGCGCUGCCAUCCGACUUGAAUUCGUCGGAUUUCUCGCCGGAGGGUUCGCGCCACGGGCAUGGUUCAACGCGGAGCAGUCUCUCUUCAGUAUCCGAGGGAUGAAAUCAAUUUGUGUGCAAGUUAAAUAACAAUUCGCAUUUUGAGAGAGACUUAACGAAUGAACUUUUAAACUAAGUGAAGAAGAAAAUAUGAAGGAAAGCAAACUAGUGGCUUAUAUUUACACUUUACACUGUUUUUUAUUAGCAAUGUUGUCAUUAUCAAUUAAAAUUGUUGCCUACACAUUUUUGUACAACGCAAAUGAACAAUUUGUUCAGACAGAGUGAGAAAAGUAAGCACUCGAGACAUAUCAAGUAAUCUAUUGAAAAUGAUUUGUAUUUGCCUAGAAAUAGCAAGACGCACGAGUGGGGAUGCAACACAACAAAACUAGACUGAAACAAUUCGUAAACGAUAGUGAUACGCUUUUUAUAUUGUAUAUAAAUAGUUACUGUCGGCCUGUAUUCCUUGUUUACGAUCGACACUAGUGCGGCUUGCGCUCACCGCGAUUUGACGAAUGAAAAUAUUCUUGUACAAAUUGUAAUAUUAAUUACUUUAGUCAGCGGAUCGAGAAGUGCUUGUAAAGAUCGUUAUUAUGUAAAACAGAGGAAGAACGAACGUAGAGACACUUCUGGAGAAGACUUCAAGUAUGAUCAUUUAUAAGGUUCUUGAUUGAUAAGUGUUGAGGCGCCGAACAAACAGUUGUUGUAAUGAGACAGUGCUACACAAGUCGAACGAUGUCGAAUAAUGUAUAAAUUAUUAUAAUUUCAUAGAAAUAUUUAUCUCCGCAUUCAUGAAAGGCGGAGUACAGUUUGAGCGAACUGAGACAGGAGUGAAACGAAGUGUACAAGAAGCAAUGAUGAAUCUAUUUAAUUACUAAAUACGAACGCCUGCGAAAUUGAAUGAUAUAUUGUAUAAUCCAGUGGAGGGUGGGAGUGUGAAGAACAUGAGAUUAAUUAUGAUUUGAUGAUAUAAGUUGACCCGAAAAACGUGAAUUAUAUAUUAUAGAAGACGAGGAGCAGGAUGAUGGAGGAAGUUUGUAAAUAAAAUAUGCCUUAAUUUCUUGGACUAAA
Dalotia coriaria is the source of this 5642-nucleotide messenger RNA. RefSeq names its product serine/threonine-protein kinase 10-like. The coding region runs from base 736 to 4638 and encodes 1300 amino acids. Gene Ontology annotation, biological process: protein phosphorylation. The transcript has 9 exons. The record is from RefSeq and is a predicted model, not a curated record. Gene Ontology annotation, molecular function: protein serine/threonine kinase activity; ATP binding. NCBI's taxonomy places the organism in Eukaryota, Metazoa, Arthropoda, Insecta, Coleoptera, Staphylinidae.